AUGACUAAGACCGACUCGGCCUCUACAAACCCAACGUGCAUGACCACUAAUCGAAAACUCAUUGGUGAUGUGAUGGCUCCAAUGGUGUUUGGAGUAUUCCAACAACACAAGAUCUUCCCACUCAUUCUCUCUUUGACUUGUGCCUUAAUGCAUUAA
This is a messenger RNA of Arabidopsis thaliana (thale cress), 156 nucleotides long. RefSeq lists its product as uncharacterized. NCBI's taxonomy places the organism in Eukaryota, Viridiplantae, Streptophyta, Magnoliopsida, Brassicales, Brassicaceae. The coding region runs from base 1 to 156 and encodes 51 amino acids. The transcript has a single exon. The record is from RefSeq and is marked reviewed.